AGCAGCUUUCCCUUCCACUUAGAUGACCGAUCAUGCUAACAAUUUACAUGUGCGUGGUCAUGAAAAUGACUCGUAUGCAGCAAUCCAGGACAUCCCAAUCAUGGUGUCUCCGCUCUACAAGAUGCCCAAGCCAGUUGUGCUUGGAAAUCACCUAGCUAUUAUACCAGAAAAUGUGAAUAAUUUGCUGUUGUACCCCUUUAGUCUUGAGCCAGAGGUUUCAAAAGAAGUAGAGCAAUGCAGAGAGCUUGAAAAGAAGAACAUUGAAAAGCUUGAGCAAAAAUACCAGGAAUACAUUCAUGAUAGAAUCCAGCGCCAGAAAGUGGCCGCUCGAAAAAUCGCUCCUGGAUUUUUAGAUACAGACACCAAGAUACUGACACCGAAACCGCUCAACGCAAGGGCCAAUGGUUCGGUGGCAGAACCUGCAAUUGAAAUGCCUUCACCGAACAGCCUUUCACGCCAUAAUCGUUCAAUGAGUGAUGAGAUUCCAAGUGCUCGCCUCGUGCUACCUGAUCAAGGCGUUAAGCCCUCUACUUCAGUAUCAAGCGGUUUAGGAUCAAAAAAGCCAAACAAUAUCAAUUACCUUGAGUUUGAGCAGGGGCUAGCCCCAUUGGAUCCAUGGGAUACACCUGAAAAUGAUAUAGAUGCAUUGCAGGAAAUAUGGGAUGCUCGUAGCCCCGUCAAGCAAGAUAACCGUCGAAGAACUUUGAAUGACAUGAGUGGAACAAACCAAAUGUCUUAUCAGCAAUCUGCCAACCAUGGGCCAAUGCGAUCAUACCAACACCAACAACAACCACAGCAUUCAAUGCCUCUUCCACACAAACAACCAUCCUACCCCCAACCACCACCACAUUAUCCGGUUAACAGACCAACAAGCGGUAAGGAAAGCUUUUUGGUUGAUAUGUCUUUUGAAAUCUUUGGUAUACUGAAUUACAUAUGUCGGUGGCGUCAACAGGUACAACCAGCCCAAUACAACAUAGUUACCCUCCUCUGAGAGCGACGUCACCCAAUCCACCUGCUCGACCUCCUAAAGCGUUUGAUACUACGCCUCCACCACCUCCACCGCCAGUGCCAGCAGCUGCUAACCAGGAACAUAGCAUGACUAAUGGAUUAAUACAAGAAUUGGUAGAUAUGGGUUUUACUCGAGAACAAGCGCAAAACGCUCUUGAGAAGAAUGACAAUGAUAUAAGCAAAGCUACCAAUUUUUUGCUAGAUUUCAGCGAGUGAACAGUCAGCUAACCAAUCAUGUACAUUAAUAAACUGUUUGCUCGGAAUGAAACAAUAGCAACAAA
Molecule: messenger RNA, 1289 nt
Organism: Umbelopsis ramanniana AG
Lineage: Eukaryota; Fungi; Mucoromycota; Umbelopsidomycetes; Umbelopsidales; Umbelopsidaceae
Exons: 4
Coding region: 23-991 (322 amino acids)
Source: RefSeq, a predicted model, not a curated record